AUGGAAGAAGGAUUGGAAAUUCAACAAAUAUCAUGGAAUUCUUGUGAUACAGUAUUAGUCAAUUCACAUGAAGAAGAAAUAAAUAAGGAUAAAAGCUUAGUUGAAAUAGACAAAGGAGUGAACUUAUCUGACAUAAUUUCAUUAAUAGAUCCUUACAGAACAAGCUGCAAUACAGAAGUAUUCGAUAAUCUUCUAGUGUGCGGAGAAGUACAAUACGAUCGUACUAUUAAUGAUUUGAAUUCAAAUAAAAAUAUCACCGUUUCUACAAAAUCUAAAAAUAAGGAGGUUCCAACCAUCACCAUCUCACCACCUAGCCAAGAAUAUAGAAAUAUUACUUAUUUUGAACCUCGAUCAGAGGAUAAAUUAUACCUAAGAGUACCAUCAAAACCCUUUAAAGGAGACUAUUACGGUGCUAAGUUUUGGAUAAAAUGUAAUAAUAUGAUUUAUAAUAGUCAUUUGUUGUGUCAAUCAAAGGAUUUAGUUACGCCAAACGAAAAUAUUAUUCAAUUAUUGCAGGAAGAAGAAUUGAAAGUUUGCAAUAUCAAGCGUGUCCACUACACGAGAGGCGUCAAUAGCCCAUUCACCGAACUAUAUUCAAAAUUCUGCUACAAACAUAACAAGAAGUUUAAUAAGAACUUGCCUUAUAGGACUGAGUUUUUAAGGUAUUCACAAGAUCAGAGGGGUGAAAUUAAUUUAUAUUCAAAAUGCGGUCUCUGUCCUUAUUGUCCAUGUAUAGUGUUUAAGAAUAUGGAAACCAUUGAAUAUUAUGAUCAUUUAUCUCUAAUUCAUGGAAUCACCAAAGACAAUCUGCUAAUUCCUAAUCCACGAUUCUUCGGGCUUUAUAAAUUCAUCAAAGAUGGUACCGUUUACCACCAUCAAGGAGUUACAUGCACACUUUGUGGCGAUGUUCUUAAAAUAAAUAAGUCUAAAUUAUUAUACAAUUACAUGAAACAUUACAGGGAUGUACAUACCUGA
Molecule: messenger RNA, 975 nt
Organism: Debaryomyces fabryi
Lineage: Eukaryota; Fungi; Ascomycota; Pichiomycetes; Serinales; Debaryomycetaceae
Exons: 1
Coding region: 1-975 (324 amino acids)
Source: RefSeq, a predicted model, not a curated record